AUGGACAAACACUUCUUGUUGCUCUCAUCCGUCUUCUGCUGCAUUGCGGCAGUGACGCCCCUGAGAUGCAUAACAUGCCACCUUCGCACACAGACAGAUCGCUGUAGAAGGGGCUUCGGUGUCUGUGCUGCUGAGAAGAAGCAUGAGACAUGCAUGAUCUUAAAGAUCUUCCAGGAUAACACCCUCCAGUUAUCAUAUAUGGUGUGUCAGAGAUUCUGCAGAGAAUUGACAUACGAUCUCAACGGAACUUAUGUUCAUACAUGCUGCAACGACAAUUAUUGUAACUUCAAAGGCGCCGUACGGAGCCUUGACGCUCCCGCCGAGCCCAGGUGUGCGGCCUGCGGAGGCACGUGUGAGCGGCGCCGUGCGUGCCUCCAGCGCGUUCGACCCCUCAAGGUCAUGAUGUGCACCAGCUGCCGGUCCACUGCCAGCCCGGCGCCCGCAGCGGCGAGCACCCUUGUGGUCGCCGCUCUGCGAGGUGGACGGGGCCGAGGGGCCUGUGGGCGGCGGGACCGGUGCCUGCGGGCAGCCGGCUUCCCCGGAGGCCGUGAGCGUCUGAGACGAUAA
Messenger RNA from Delphinapterus leucas (beluga whale), 567 nucleotides. The record is from RefSeq and is a predicted model, not a curated record. Lineage: Eukaryota; Metazoa; Chordata; Mammalia; Artiodactyla; Monodontidae.